UACGCGACACGAGACGAAAGACAGAGGGAGGUUACCGCCAGGUCAGUUGUCACAAGGUGCGCGCAACAGCUAACGUACUCUCCUCUUGGGUAUCAAAUAUAGUUUAGAGAUCCAGUCAGAUUUGUCGUUAAAAAUGACGCUGUUUAUGAACGCUUGCGCUUUUUUAGUCAAAGUCCUCACUAUCCCGCUUAACAUCGCAGAGGUGAUUGGACUUUUCUCUCUCUAUAAACGCGUCUUUCCUCUAAUCGUCUAUAAAUUCUCAAUCUGCUACAAUGACAAAAUGAAAGACAAAAAAAGGGAACUAUUUCGAAACCUGGACAAGUUCUACCCCACGAAAGGCUCUCUGCGUAUCUUGGAGGUGGGCUGCGGAUCCGGGGCGAACUUCGAGCACUACCCGACGGGCGCCAGGAUCACAUGCACCGACCCCAACCCGCAUUUCCAAAAGUACCUUAAGAAUAGUAUGAGCAAGAACGACCACCUCUUUUAUGACAGCUUCAUAGUGGCGUCGGGGGAGAAUCUAAAGGCGGUGGAGGACAACUCCGUGGAUGUUGUGGUGUGCACGCUGGUUCUGUGCUCAGUCCAGGAUUCACCGAAGGUUCUGCAAGAAGCAAAGAGAGUUCUGAGGCCUGGAGGAGCACUUUUCUUUCUUGAACAUGUGGUGUCUGACCCCUCAAGCUGGACUUACUUUUUUCAGCAUGUUAUUCAACCCUUCUGGUACUAUCUCGAAGAUGGCUGUGAAACGACCCGUGCUACUUGGAAGCACCUCGAGGCAGCUGGCUUCUCUGACCUGCAGCUACAUCACAUCCAAGCCCCGCUGAUUUUUAUGAUCAAGCCACAUAUUGUUGGUUAUGCAGUCAAAUAAUGAAAAUUAUUUGUGACCCCAAAAAAACAACAUUCAUUCAAAAUUCAUUAGUUCCACCCCCAGCUGUUCGUAUGCAAGAGGAGUUUGUAUUAAACCAUUAAAAAUAAAGUUUUUGUUUAAUAUGCAGACACUAAA
Molecule: messenger RNA, 997 nt
Organism: Carassius auratus (goldfish)
Lineage: Eukaryota; Metazoa; Chordata; Actinopteri; Cypriniformes; Cyprinidae
Product: methyltransferase-like protein 7A
Exons: 3
Coding region: 134-862 (242 amino acids)
Molecular function (GO): S-adenosylmethionine-dependent methyltransferase activity
Source: RefSeq, a predicted model, not a curated record